AUGUCAACCUCAAGAAUUCCCCGAAAUUCACCCAUUGCCUCCAUGAUUGUUCUCAAAUUUGCUCGUCGGUCAACCACCAUUGCGUUACUUCGUUGCACCCAUCUCCUGGGAACUUGGACUUCGUGUGAGGGAUGGUUUGGCAAGAGUGGGCUAGUCAAUCUUGGUCCAACUGAAUUAAAUGAUUUGUUAUUUGUUACUCUCCACAACUUUAACGCCCGCACAGUAAAACCUGUAGAGACCACUUUGUCUACCCUCGCUCGUUCGAAAUCAAUGCUAGCCAUCACGUUGCCAGAUCUCAAGUAG
Penicillium argentinense is the source of this 303-nucleotide messenger RNA. RefSeq lists its product as uncharacterized. The coding region runs from base 1 to 303 and encodes 100 amino acids. The transcript has 2 exons. The record is from RefSeq and is a predicted model, not a curated record. NCBI's taxonomy places the organism in Eukaryota, Fungi, Ascomycota, Eurotiomycetes, Eurotiales, Aspergillaceae.